Messenger RNA from Musca vetustissima, 1512 nucleotides. RefSeq lists its product as uncharacterized. NCBI's taxonomy places the organism in Eukaryota, Metazoa, Arthropoda, Insecta, Diptera, Muscidae. The transcript has 6 exons. The record is from RefSeq and is a predicted model, not a curated record. Bases 1 to 1512 code for a protein of 503 amino acids.
AUGCGUGAAUUUUCCGGUUUAUUUUUAAUCGCCUUCAUCGAAAUAUGUUGGGUAGCCUCGGAAGAGGCUUUCCAACACACCGAUAUGCCACCACAAAUGCCGGUGGCGGCCUCAGAAGCCACUCUACUUACCCCACCAACCCCCGGCCAUAUGGCUCUCAACUUCGAGACCCAUCAAAAUUAUCCAGAGGAAGAAAAUUCUCCACCAAAAAAAUUCGAAAACCCCCGCCUAUCGAAAAAUCGUUAUAAAAUCACCAAAGUUACGACAAAUUGUUCGCGUAGCUUUUUUGAAAUGCAAAUCGAAAUGAAUACGCCCUUUCACGGGCUGCUCUAUGCAAAAGAUUUUCCACAGGAGUGUAGGGCACGAGGUACUUCGGAACGAAAUAUUACUUUGAGAUUACCAACAUCGGGUUGUGGGGUGAGAGUGGAACCCAGAUCGGAUGGUUCGAUGGAGCUGUCCGUUCGCGUUAUGAUGCAAAUGGAGGAGAAGCUGCGACAAAGUUCGGAUAUUUUGAGAACGAUUAAAUGCAAGCUGCCACAAAAUGCCAUGGGUAUGAAUCUUGCGAUGGAUGGUGAGGGGGUGGGCGAGGAGGGGAAAACAUUUAGAAGCAGUAAUAGCCAUCAUCAUCAGGUAUCAUCGGCUGCAUCAUCCUCAUCGACGCCCCGUAUUCGCAUAUGGCUUGAAUUGGGUGGUCCAGACGGGUCCGGUUCCGUGGUUGUGGGUCAGGCCACAACAUUGACGGUACGUGCCGUAGUGCCCGGCACAAUGGGUUUAAAAAUUGUCGAUUGUGCUGCCCUCGAUGGUUUGGGCGAGUCGACACAGCAAUUGUUGGAUGACAGGGGCUGUCCCAUCGAUGAACAGGUCAUGCCCGCUUUGCACACCACCAUUAAACCCGCUGAGGAAGGCUGGUCCAAACUCGACGAAGAAGAUCUGGUGGAGAAAACCUAUACGGCCACAUUUCCAGCAUUUAAAUUUCCGGAUCGAGAACGGCUGCAUGUUAGCUGUGGUGUACAGCUGUGUAAAGGACGUUGUCCCAAUGUAAAUUGCCGCACCAGUGAAAAGCUGAUAUUAAGUUCCGAUAAACAUUUGGCACGCAUUGAAGUAUUUAAUUCGCUGGCGGUGACAGCGCCACAAAUUGAAGUGGAUCGUUUACGUUAUGACAGGCGGCACAAUAUGAGUGCAGAAGAAUAUGAACCCUAUGUCCGUCCACUAAUCAAUGAUGGUACUCUCUGUUUAUCCGUAUCGAAAUUGGCCAUGUCUUUUUGUAUAUUGGGUUUAAUAUUUUUAGUGGCAAUUGUUGUGGCCAUAACUUCGUUGAUACGCUCGCGACGACGUAUGGCGGCAAUACACAAUUGUGGUAGCCUAUCGAAUAAUAGCAGCCGUUUGCAUCGGGCCGAAGUUUGCACCUCGAUGUUUAGUUCAAGUAGCGAAUCGGCACAAUCAGCUCGUUUUGGUACAAAAUUCUUUAUGCCCUACUAUCCGAAUACUCUGCCAUAUGGUAGGGUAUAUUAG